GCUUAGUUUUCAAACUCUGUUCUUUCUCCGAGAGCCUGAGUUCAGAACCUCUAGGUGCCAUUUUGUCUCCCAGAAACUCAGUCCAGGAUAGAACCUCUCUACACACCAUCACCAUUAAACAGAAACUCUAUUCAGAACCUUAGUUCAAGCAAAUUCAGAACCUCAGUAUCAAGCAAACUGCACCAUUCAGAAUUUGCCAGGUGCCUAGGUCCGAUCAUCUUCCCGGCGAAUUUCUGACUACACCAUCCCUGUUGCCUCCGACCCGGCGUUGGAAGUUCGCAGCUCAAGUCGACGUCCAUCAGCCACACGACCUCCAGAAGCACUCACUACAACAGGAUCUGUUAACGAAGCAGACUAUUGGUAAAGGACAUGAGUCAGCUGGUCUUUAUAUUUUGGAUACAUCAAUCACAAAAGGUGUUAAGAGGAGACAAUGCCCAAGAAUAUCUAUCUGUUACAUUUAGGUCAUUUAUGCUUCAGCAUGCUAUUAUUCAUCAAAGUUCAUGCGUUGACACACCUCCCCAAAAUGGGGUUGCAGAACGAAAGAACCGACAUCUGUUAGAAACUGCAAGGGCUCUUCUAUUCCAAAUGAAUGUGCCUAAACAGUUUUGGGCCGAUGCUGUGUCUACUGCAUGUUUUUUGAUAAAUCGUAUGCCAUCUUCUGUUUUGAAUGGUAAAGCUCCUUAUCAUUGUCUAUUUCCAAACAAAGAGCUUUUUUCAAUCCGACCUAAAAUAUUUGGUUGCGCUUGUUUGGUUAGAGAUGUUAAUCCUCAUCUUACAAAGCUAGAUCCCAAAUCAUUAAAAUGUAUUUUCUUGGGUUAUUCUCGAGUCCAAAAGGGGUAUAGAUGUUUUUGUCCGAGUACAUGUCGGUAUCUUGUUUCUAUUGAUGCAUCAUUUCAUGAAAACACACCUUUUUCAUCAUCUAAGGCAGAUAUUCAUGAGACUAAUGAUGAUAUACUCAUUUACACGAUAACUAUUCCCGAGUCCACACUUUUGACAAGUAUUCCACAAGUUACUGUUCCUGACCCUAGGCCUCCUGUACACUUGGUAUACACCCGUCGGCACAAAGCACCUGAUCACCCUCCAUCGGUGACACCUGUAAUUAUUUAUCCUGAUACUAGUCUGACUUCGAUCUCAUGUCCUGAACUAGUACCUGCAUCAUUAGAUCUUGUUUCUACAUCAGAUCUUGACCUCCCAAUAGCACUACAUAAAGGUACAUGGUCUUGUACUCAUCCUAUUUCUUCAUUCGUGUCGUAUAGUCAGUUAUCC
Molecule: messenger RNA, 1266 nt
Organism: Cuscuta europaea
Lineage: Eukaryota; Viridiplantae; Streptophyta; Magnoliopsida; Solanales; Convolvulaceae
Source: the annotation of a GenBank genome assembly